Jaminaea rosea is the source of this 5157-nucleotide messenger RNA. RefSeq lists its product as hypothetical. NCBI's taxonomy places the organism in Eukaryota, Fungi, Basidiomycota, Exobasidiomycetes, Microstromatales. Gene Ontology annotation, cellular component: small-subunit processome; nucleolus. The record is from RefSeq and is a predicted model, not a curated record. Gene Ontology annotation, molecular function: RNA binding; protein binding. Gene Ontology annotation, biological process: rRNA processing. The transcript is spliced from 2 exons. The coding region runs from base 26 to 4963 and encodes 1645 amino acids.
CCACCAUCACCACAUCACCGCCACGAUGCCAGGGCUCAAGAGAAAGCCCUCACUGGGCUCAUCAAAGCCCACAGCUUCAUCAUCUGAGGCCUCAACAUCAAAGAAGAAGGCUCGAUCAGAUGCAGCCCCGGCAGCUGCUCCUCCUUCAACCCUCGUCGACUCGUCCCAGGUCGACUUCCCCAGAGGAGGGGGCAGUGGCCUCACACAGUUCGAGCAUGCCUCGACUCUCCGAGAGGCAAGAGCAGAGCUCGCAAAGUCAUCAAGAGGUGGCGAUGACCUGUUCAGCGACAACAAGACGUCCGCAAAGGCGAAGUUGAGCCCGGAGGACGAGCAGAAGAGGAAGGACGCAAAGAGGAAGAUGAAUCGAGAGAAGAACAAUGCCAAGAAGAAGAAGGUCAGCUUGGUGACAGAGGAGCCGGACAAGAGCAAAGCCAGCAAAGAUCACAUUCGUAUUGAGCACCUCAACUACAAGCGCCUCGCUCCUGGGACUCGUCUUCUCUGCUCCAUCGCAGCUGUUCAUCCGCUUGCUCUCAUCCUUUCCCUUCCCAACCAGCUCGUAGGACACGUACCGAUUACAUCCAUCAGCCCGCUCUUCACCCAGAAGCUCCACGAGGCUGCGGAGGCGGACUCAGAUGACGAACAGGAGGACAAGGACAGCGACGACGAAGAGAAGGCUGCUGCUAGCUCGAAACGUCAAGCUCGACUGGCAUCGGGACUACCCGAGCUGCGAGAUUGCUUCAAGGUCGGGCAGUGGGUUCGCGCUGCAGUCGUCAACGUAUUCGGUGCUGGAGUAAAGAAGGGAGCAGUCCCUGGCCAGGAGGCGCACGAGUACGACCGAGAGUCGCGCCGUGUUGAACUCACAUUGGCGCCAGAGGCUAUUAACGAAGGUGUGGAGCAGGGUGACCUGGCCAAGGGAUUCGUUUUGCCAGUCGCCAUCAAGAGCCGUGAAGACCACGGCUUCCUCCUCGAUGCUGGAAUCGAGGGAGUGCAGGGCUUUGCCCCCUUCGACCAGGUGGACGCCUCAUCCUUCUACCUCGGUCAAGUCAUCGACGCGGCCAUCACAUCCGUCGCUUCGCAAGGCCGCUCUUUCACCGCGAGCCUCAAGGCCGCAGCUGUCAAGGCUGCCAUCCUUGGACCCGAGUCAGCUCCAUCCUCAACUGCUCUCGUUCCUGGCUGCCAAGUCACCGCUCUUGUGACUGCUGCGCUCCCCCAUGGCCUCAAUGUAAAGCUCUGGGGCAUGUUCGACGCUACGAUCGACAGCUUUCAUCUUCCUGCGGCCCUGCCAGCGGGCAAGGAGAUGCACGAAGUCUACAAGGUCGGCAGCAAGGUCAAGGGCCGCAUCCUUUGGGAGGCACGCCAGAACGAGAUGGGAGCGAUGGGCGCCGAGGCCAAUCAGGAAACGUCGGGUCCUCGCGCAGUCGCCCUCAGCGCGGCUCCGCACGUCCUCGCCAUGAGCAGCGGCGAGUCAGCCUCGCUCCAAGGGCAAUACCCCAUCGGCGCCAAGGUCGAAGCCAAAGUCACACGUACAGACUCAGACUGGGGCCUGACCUGCUCCGUCAAGGGCGCCAACAGCAGCAGCAUGGCCUUCGUCCACAUCUCUCGCGUGUCGGACGACCACGUCGUCAAGCUUCCUCCACGCUCCGGUCCCUUUGCGCUCGGCACGACCCACGAAGCCCGUGUCAUUGGUCACGCACCUACGGAUCGCCUGCUCCUUCUCAGCCUGCAGCAAAGCACCCUUGACAAGAAGUUCAUGCGCGUCAACGAGGUCGAGGUGGGCUCGACGGUGCGCGCGAGCAUCAAUCGCAUCGGAGCCAACGGGUCGGCCAUCUUCCUGAACCUGGGUGGAGCAUUCGAGGGCGUAGUCUUCCCACUGCACUUCGCAGACGUGGUGCUCAAGAAGCCAGAGAAGAAGUACAAGCCGGGCGCCACCGUAAAGGCUCGGGUGCUCAACGUGGACUCGGCGCGCAACCGCAUCGUGUGCACGCUCAAGAAAUCACUCGUCACGUCGGAGCUGCCCAUGAUUUCCAGCCUCCAAGACGCCCGCGUGGGAGUCGUCACACAGGGAACCGUAUCCAAGUUCGUGGAGAACCGCGGCAUGAUCGUCGACCUGUUCGGUGGGCUGCGCGCCUUCGUUCCCGCCUCCGAAGCAACCGAGUCCUCCCUCCUCUCCUCCUCGUCAGCUCCUUCAUUGACUCAGCACUUCUUCGAGGGCAAAGUCGUCAAGCUUCGUCUCACACACGUGGACUACGAGAACCACAAGCUCCUGGCGUCCGUCAAGCAGGCCAGUCCGAGCUACCUGGCCAAAAUGGACGUGGCUGCUGUGCAGGUCGGCGAAAAGGUCACGGCUACAGUCGCUGCUGUGCAUCAGGACGUGGUUGUGCUGGAGGUACAGCCCAGCAAGGUGCGCGGUCUCUACUCGCUCGCUGUGCUUGCGAAUCAGCGUGACCAGACUGUAGAGGAGGUAAGGGAGGCACUGCAGGAUGGGGAGACGCUCGGCGAUCUUGUGGUAGUGGACAAGCACGCCGACCGUGGUAUCGUCAUUCUUGGCGACGCGAAGCAGCCCUUGAAGAAGCCGCGUACUGCAGCUCUGGGCGAGCCACUCAACGUUGGCUCGAUCCAGACGGGCAUGGUGCAGGGCGGAGCAGGUGGUGAGCCGAACACGGUCACCAUCGCCCUCGCUGGUGGCAACUGCCGCGCAAGACUCCACCUCACCGACGUUAGCGACGACUUCAGCAAAGCAAUUAUUCCCAACAACGGCGAGCAGUUACAGGUCUACGUCGUACGUCUGCGUAAUUUCGGCAAGCGAGCCAACAUCAGCACCCGCCCAAGCCAUCUCACCCCGGAUGCUGCGGCCGAUAUCAAGGACUCCGAGAUCGACCUCUGCUCCGAUCUCACCGUCGGCACCAAGGCGCGUGGUUUCGUCAAAGCAGUCACCGCUGCUGGCCUCUUCGUCGACCUUGGCCGCAAUGCGACGGCGCGCGUCAUGAUCUCGGAGCUCUUCGACGACUUUGUCCAGGACUGGCAACCACGUUUCACGGUUGGCCAGCUUGUUGAAGGCACCGUCACCGCUGUGGAUGCGGCGAACAACAAGGCCGAGUUCAGCUUGAGGACAAACCCCGGGCAGAGCAAGAAAAAGAAGGCGGACAAGAAGGCAGAGCUUCAGAAGGUCAAGGCCGACGAAGCUGGUUCCUCAACCCAGCCGCUCCGCCUCAAGGACCUCUCGAAGGGAAUGAAGGUCAACGGCUUCAUCCGCGCUGUGCAGGAGUAUGGCGUCUUUGUGCAGAUCGAGGGUACGCAGAUCAGCGGUCUGGCGCACAAGAGCCAGCUCAGCGACCAUGCGGGAACGACGGACCCCACGAGGGCGUUCAGCGUGGGCGACCGAGUCAAGGCGCUCGUGCUUGACGUACACAAGGGUGGGGAGGGGAAGAGGGGCAAAGUCGACUUCGGAUUGAAGCCCUCGUACUUUAGUAAGGAGGACUUUGAGGAGGAUGAAGAGGAUGAAGACGAGGAGGACGAGGAGGAGGAUGAGAAGGAUGAGGACGAUGAGGAUAAGGAGAUGUCCGACGCCGAUGAGCAGGACGAUGAAGAUGAGGAAGAGGAUGAGGACGAGGAGGACGAGGAGGACGACGAUGAGGAUGACGAUGAGGACAUCGAGAUCGACACCGAGGCUCUCCUUGCCCGUGGCAGCGACGACGAAGAGGACGUGCUCAAGCUUGGCGGCGACUCGGACGAAGACGAAGACGACGAUGAGAAUGGAGAUGACGAGGACGAGGACGAUGAGGACGGUGAGGAUGGCAGCGACAGCGAUGAGGAGGAAGAGGCUUCGACAUCCGCUACUGCGACCGCCGCUGGCAAGCCGCGCCCAGCCUUGGAACUCUCUGGCGGUUUCUCGUGGUCAGCACCCGAAGGAGCCGCGCAGGCCAACGCUGACAGCGACAGCGACAGUAGCGACGAAGACGACGAAGCAGACGGUGCCGCCAAGUCGACCGCCACCACCAAGAAGCCUCGAGUCAAGCGUGGCGCCCUCCGUCCUCUCGAGGACGAUCUGACGGCCGACCUUGCCAACAAAGCUCCCGAGUCCGCCACGGACUUCGAGCGCAUGCUUCUGAGCUCGCCCAACUCGUCCUACCUGUGGAUCCAGUUCAUGUCAUUCCACCUCCAGCUCUCCGAGGUGGCCAAGGCACGCGCUGUAGGUCGUCGAGCGCUCAAGGUCAUCAAUUACCGCGAAGAGGCUGAGAAGCAAAACGUAUGGAUCGCUCUGCUGAACCUCGAGAACAGCUACGGUACGCCCGAGGCCCUCGAGGAGCUCUUCAAGGAGGCAGUCCAGUACAAUGAUGCCAAGACGAUGCAUCUGCGCCUGGCCUCGAUUCUCGAGCAGACGGGUAAGGUGCAGGAGGCGCAAGAGCUUUGGGCAAGAACGACGAAGCGCUUUGGUGGGGCAGACGUGGACGUCUGGGUACUCUGCUCGCAGUUCCUGCUUCGUCAGGAGGGCAAAGGGGACGAUGCUCGUGCUCUGCUCCCUCGCGCAUUGCAGGCGCUAGACAAGUCCAAGCACGUAGCCGUCAUUUCCCGCUUUGCGCUCAACGAGUUCAAGCACCAGGGAGGGGACAUCGAGCGAGGCCGUACCAUCUACGAGGGCCUGGUCGACUCUUACCCCAAGCGUCUCGACUUGUGGUGGCAGUACAUUGAUCAGGAAGCCGCAGCGGGGAAUGUGGCUGAAGCGCGCUCGUUGUUCGAGAGGGUGUUGGAGGGCAGGCGUUUGAGCACCAAGAAGGCGAGGAGCGUGCUGAAGAAGUGGCUGGACUUCGAGAAGGCAAAGGGAGACGCAAAGGGAGAGAGGGCGGUGCUGGAGAGGGCGAGAAAGUUCGUUGAGGAGGUCAAGAGGGCGAAGGGCGGAGACGAGGAGGACGGUGAUGAUGCGAUGGAGGAAGAUGAGGACGAGCAGAGCGAGAAUGACGAGUAGAAGUCGGACAAUCGCAUGUCGUGGACUCUUUCAGAAAGUUAUAUUAUCAGCGAUUGUCAUGAUGUAUGUGCUGCGAUCAGCCACCGUGAAGCGUAGAGAUGAAGCAGACCUCGUCGCCAUCCUGCAGCUCGUAGUCGAGCUCGCCCUCGAGUUCCCAAUCGGCGUCAUUGAUGAGAACGAGAAUGCCCGGCCGU